AUGCCCGGGCACCCGCGGCCACCCCCCUCUGCUGCCUGCGGCGGGCAGAAAGCGGGCAGCGCGGAGCCCCGCAGGCUGCAGCCCAACGGGGAGACGCGGCAGAAGCAGCUCUCGGCCUGGUGCGCGCUGGCGCUCGCCUACAGCCGGCGGCACCGGCUGCCCGCCAUGACGGUGCGGGAGGCCCAGGACAGCCCGCUCUUCGCUAACCGCCGCCUGCAGCGGAAGCUCCCGCUGGAGUCCAUCCAGGUGGUGCUGGAGGAGCUCCGCAAGAACGGGAACCUGGAAUGGUUAGAUAAGAACAAAACCAGUUUUCUGAUCAUGUGGAGGAGACCAGAAGAAUGGGGAAAGCUCAUCUAUCAGUGGGUGUCAAAGAACGGCUUGACUAACUCCGUAUUCACGCUGUACGAAUUAGCCAGUGGAGAUGAUACAGAGAAUGAAGAGUUCCAUGGCUUAGAUGAGACUAUGCUGCUCCGUGCCCUGCAAGCCUUGCAACAAGAGCACAAGGCUGAAAUUAUCACGCUGGAUGAUGGCCGAGGCGUCAAGUUCUUCUGAUAAGAGCCCCCUCCACUCUUCCCUGGCUGCUGAAGCAGUUCUCGCUGUGAAGGUUUGUUCUCCUGGCCUGGUUUCAAGCUGUGACUGCAAGCAGCUGCAUACUCGGGAUUUCUUGGGGCAAGGAGAAUCUGCAAAGCCUUCCAAAGACGUGACUUCUUAGAAGUAUUCAGAGAUCCUCUGUCUUUUCUCCCUGUUGAUUGUGUUUGAGAGGCUAAAGCUGCUCUAGGCAGUUCUGAGAGGGACCACCCAGAAAGUAAAUAAUGGGACUGCUCCUGUUGCUGAUCCCUGUUCCUGUGAAGGCCACGGAGCGGUCUCUUCAGCUGGCUGGUCGAGCUUGGCCUCGAAGGGCAACUCCUUCCCUCCUGCCAACCAUAUGCUUGGGCUCUGCAGUCCCUGCUGUGUUGCCACGUGGGGUGAAAGCGAGCACAAGGAGCUUGCUGUCGCUGCUGUGUUGUAGAAGACCUCAAUGGCAGAAUGAUAUGUGCUUGCUGCAAAGCAGGCUGUGCAGCAGGGUGGGAGUGGAUGCCAAGGAACUAAUUUGAAGUAAUUAAAAUGAGAUGUAUUUAUAGAGCAGCCUGGGUGUUUUCAUCUAUCUUUAUUUUUCCAUCAGAAACAAAACAGAGCAACGUACCAGAUUCUUGCCCUUCAGCCAUGUUUCCUUACUGCACCAGAUGAACACAGCAGUAUGCUGUGGGGAGGGUAGGCCUGCCAAGCCACCCCACCCACCCCCAUGGGAAGCAGGCAGCACAAGUGCUUUUUUCCACAUGCCAGAGCUACAGACCAUGUGGGCCCUUGCUGCCUGUCUUCAGGGCAACAUUUACUUUCAUUUUCCAUGUGCAGUCCACUGAAAGCUAAUGGGUUUGUUGCAGAGGUGGUGGGGUAAGCACUAUGCAACAGUGGCUGGUAGAAGGUAUGACUAAUUUUUUAGAUUCUCAGUGCUGAUAACAAAGUACCCAGCUGGUCAGAAAACAUGACCCAGGUACAGUCUUUGACCCAGUAAAUCCUUAAUCGUUGACCAGGGGAAGCUGGACAGCUGUGCUGGGAAAGGAUCAUGCUCGCCUUUCCCAUUCUUUGCCUGAGUAUUCAGUGCUUGUUGCACGCAGAGGUGGGGUGCUGCGCUGGAGCGACCUUUGAUCAGACCCAGUGUGGUCGUUCUCGGGAUCUGGUGGAGCAGACGGUGCUUGCUUCCCGGCAUGCUUUAGCCGUCUGUCCCCAGCCAGUGCUGAACAGCUUGUCCUGCCUGCCCUGCCCUUGGAGGAUGACUUGGCACUGGUUCAGCUGCAGUGCUGCUGACAGCCAUCGUCGAUAGUAGGUAAUUUUCAGUGUAGAUGGGAUGCUGGAGUCCAGGCUGAGUUUGUGGGGCUGUGAAACUUAAAAAUGUACCUUUUGUAGCAGGAGCCUGUUGAUCUGAACUCAGUGGGAUGUGCUGGCUUGAUCUGGGCAUGUCACUCUGGAGUUGUGGCUGGAGGCUGGUGCCCAGGGUUCCUCUCUGUGCCGGUGACAGCAGUGCUGUGGAGGGAUUCCCAUGUGCCAGGACUCCUCUGCUGGAGAAUGGCACUUGCAGCACUCCUGCAGAGUCACUGACACGCUGGGCUACUGUGGUCUCCAACACUUUCUGGAGACCAUCAUCCCUGUGAGCAUUGAGAUGACUUACCUGAGCGAAUGUGAUGGUGCAGCCUGCAGUGAGCAUACCUACCCCUGGUGCUACAGCAGUCUGGGGGCAGCCCAGGCUGGUUUCAUGUGCCCUACUCUCAGGUGCCUGUUCUGACAGCCUAGGCUCAGUCCUCACCCGAGCCAUGAGGUUUGAGGGCAGUGGAUGGAUGUGGCAGCCCUUGGGGACGGACACGCUGGGGAUGCAAAGACCUGUUUUGGUACCACCAUGCACUGACUUGCUGGGGAAUGUCUGAUGGUGGCUGAGCAAGCCCAGCUCCCUACAGCUGCUGCCAGCCACAUUCACAGAAGCAGAGGCUGUGCUGUGCCAUGUGCCGGCAGCCCCACAGCGCGUCCUGGCAGAGGCAGCACAUGUGUCCCCACAACUGUCACAGGCUCUGCUCAAACCAGGGCUCACUGGUUGGAUGGGGGUCCUCCCUCUGUGUUUGCAGCCAGGAGAGUCUCUGUGUAGGAAUUGUCUGCUACCGGUGUCUGCUCUGGGCUUGUUUUGAUGUCCAAGAUCUGCCUCUUCCUCCCUCUUCAUGCCAUGCACAUUUACUCCUUUCCUCUCUGGUUGCUGCGCCCUCCCCUCUUGUUGCUUUUGUACCCCUGCAGUGAGCCGUGUUUCUAUGCUGGCUGUUCUGUGCCUGAUGGCAUCUGCGUUUGAUCCCAAAUAAUGAGCCUUUAGCAGCUGGGCCCGGGAUGUUUGCAUUUCUUGCUCUCCAUAUGUGUGAUGCCGACCUCUCAGCAUUGUGUUCUGAGGUACAUGUGCUGUAUGUAACCUGGCUGUCCUUGAGUGAGUCUGUGUUCUUAAUUAAAUUUGCUCCCUUCUAAGGAAAUGGCUGAUGUGACAUUAGAUAAGCCUAAAACAGCCUUUUUCUUUCCAAGGCACUCCUGGCAGCAAUUCACUGCUCUUUUUCAGCUUCCUAUUUAGUUGCUUACUUAGUGAGAAGAGGAGGAAGAGUAUGUCCCCCCCUUCAGAAUGGACAUGGUGUAAAAUUCCUUUUUCUGCACCCUCUCGGCCAGUUAUGAAAGGUUGCAUCCAGCCGUGCCUGUGUGGUCCUUGUGGGACCGACUCCCUGUGCCGGGCACUACGGCAGCGCGGUGGCAGCAGCAGCUGUCUGCCAGCGAUUGCCCCAGAGCCGUGGGAUGGGUCCUGGGGCUGGAAGACCCGCUGCCGGUGGUGCUGCCACCCUGGAGGGAGCAGAUGCUCCCUGGCUGUUCCUUCUGCUUGGGGAAUGGUGGCAAUUUGUA
Messenger RNA from Haliaeetus leucocephalus (bald eagle), 3456 nucleotides. RefSeq names its product vacuolar protein sorting 25 homolog (S. cerevisiae) (gene VPS25). Gene Ontology annotation, biological process: protein transport to vacuole involved in ubiquitin-dependent protein catabolic process via the multivesicular body sorting pathway. Gene Ontology annotation, molecular function: protein homodimerization activity; structural molecule activity. The transcript has 6 exons. The coding region runs from base 1 to 552 and encodes 183 amino acids. The record is from RefSeq and is a predicted model, not a curated record. Gene Ontology annotation, cellular component: ESCRT II complex. NCBI's taxonomy places the organism in Eukaryota, Metazoa, Chordata, Aves, Accipitriformes, Accipitridae.